GCGUCUGUGCGCGGAAGUCAAAACGGAGACCCCCCUUCCACGGAAAACUGUGGUAACUGUGGUGUUCGGCUGCAGAGAUGCUAGACACAGAAAAACAACGAGAAACGCGGGCAAGGGAAAGACGGGGAGACACGGAGGAGGAAGGAAACCAGUGAGAAACAGAGGAAAAAAAAACACUUGAGAUGUUUCCACGCACCGAGGAGCACUGUCUGCGCUGCGCUCUUUGGAGAUAAAAACGCGCAGAAGGAGCUCGGAUCGAUCCGAAUUCGAGGAGGUGGUGGUUAUUGGGGGGCGGUGAGGAGGAAGGAGGACGGGAGGGGUCGAUCAUGGGGAACGAAGCGAGCCUGGAAGGAGGCGAAGGGCCGCCGUCUGGGCUACCGGAGGGGCUGGCACCUGACGGGAAGGGCGGCUUCGUCCGGGUCUCCGACGGGACUCCGGUCAACCUGAGCGAUCUGAGCGAGGAGCAGCGGAGGCAGCUCGCCGCGGCGAUGUCAAGGGCGCAAAGCAGGCAGCCCGGAGGCGCAGCAGCUGCACGAAGAAUUUCAGAAUCUGAUGCCCAGCAGCGUUCCCAGCAGGUAGGGGCCUCCAGGGGCCCGACAGGUCUCAGCAAAAGCCGAACUGUUGACGCCUUCAACCAGGGUCCACCUGGGAAACCCACGCCGGGCCGCAGCCCCUCAUCUCUCAGCCUUUUUGAAUCCAGAUUCCGGCAGGAGCCUAAAGACCCCGAGGCCAAGUCAUCCGGCAUGUUUGGCUCCAGCUUCCUCAGCGGGGCCAACCCGCUCAACGCCAUGUCGUCUAUGACCUCCUCGGUUUCGUCCUCCAUCACCUCCAUGGGCGAUUCUGUCAACAUCCCCAAGUUUGGACUGUUUGGGGACGAGGAGGAGGGAGACGCACCUGCAGCACCUGAGGCCAAGCAGGGAGGGAAACCACCAGCGAAGGGCCCCCAGCAAGGGCCGGGGCCAAAGGGACCACAACAGGGAGGGCCCCAGAGACAGGGCCAGGGUCCUCCUGGACAGGGGCCAAAGCCUGGGCAAGGACCCCCUGGUCAGGGGCCAAGGCAAGGUCAGGGGCCACCAGGCCAAGGACCACCAGGUCAGGGGCCCAGACCAGGCCAAGGACCACCAGGUCAGGGACCACCAGGCCAAGGUCCUCCAGGCCAACAAGGACCCAGGCCAGGCCAAGGUCCACCAGGUCAGGGACCACCAGGCCAAGGCCCUCCAGGCCAACAAGGACCCAGGCCGGGCCAAGGUCCUCCUGGUCAAGGACCCCCUGGGCAGGCCCCCAGGCAAGGUCAGGGACCACCAGGUCAAGGCCCUCCAGGUCAACAAGGACCCAGACCAGGUCAAGGGCCACCAGGUCCAGGAGCCAAGCAGGGUGGUCCUCCACAGCAAAAAGGAGGCCCACCACAACAAGGACCUGGGAAGCCUGGACCCACACAGCAGGGACCACAAGGCCCUGGGGCCCGUCCUGGGGAGCCAGCAAAGAGUGGUGGGCCUCCUGGUCCGCAGGGAGCCGGAAAGCCUGCAGGUGGACUCUGUCCACUGUGUAAAACCACUCAGCUGAAUACUGGAUCUAAGGAGCCGCCAAACUACAAUAACUGCACAGAGUGUAAGAACCAAGUGUGCAGCCUCUGUGGCUUCAGCCCCCCAGACUCAGAGGGUAAAGAGUGGUUGUGUCUGAACUGUCAGAUGCAGCGAGCGAUGGGAGGAAUGGAUCCUCCUGGUAUGACCAAACCCAAGCAGGGCUCGGCUCCUCCCUCGCCGCAGAGACAGGCGUCUGGCAAACCUGGCAAGCUACUCAUAAAGCAGCAGAGCACCAGCGACCAGGGGUUAACACCACCGACCACACCGAGGCAGAAAUCUCCAGGUCCCACGUCUCCAGGGCCGCUCUCUCCGGGUUCCUCAAUGGGAGGAUCCCCCAAAAUCGACCCCAAAACAGGUCGCCCCAUCCAGCAGAAGUCCAGCCCCCAGCAGUCUCCAGCUAAACCCAAGCAGGAGUCCAGCUUCUUCGGAGGGUUAGGGGGCAUCAGUUUAGGAGGCCUCACAGAUGCAGCUAAGCCUCCCGCAGCUGCUUCACAAGCUGCCGAGUCCGUCACAGGGAAGCUGUUUGGCGGCUUCGGUGGCUUGAUGGAUUCAUCGAAACCUCCAGCGCAGGCUGCUCCAAAGCAGGAGGAGUCGGUGACCGGGAAGCUGUUUGGAGGUUUUGGAGGGUUGACAGAGUCGGCUAAACCUCCCGCUGCUGCUUCUCAAAUGUUUAGCUUCGGAUCGUCCCUCUUGAGCUCAGCCACCAAUCUGGUCACCGGGGAGGACGAGCAAGCGGCUCCAGCUGGGUCACCGCCGGAGUCUCCAGUUGAUUCAGGACCAGGUUCUCCUCCGGAUUCUGACCCCGGCUCACCACCCGACUCACCCUUCUCUGCUCCUGGGUCACCGCCUGAUUCAGACUCUGCUCCUGACACUCCACCUGCUAAGUCUAAGAAACCCCCCAGAACCAUUUCUGUGGAGAAAGAAGAGAAGGUCCAAGCAAAGGAGCUGCCUCCAGCUGCCGCCAAGGCUAGCUGUCCUCUCUGUAAUGUGGAGCUGAACAUGGGAUCGAAAGAUGCACCGAACUACACCAACUGCACCGAGUGCAAGAAGGCAGUGUGCAAUCUGUGUGGAUUCAAUCCCACUCCUCACUUAGGAGAGAAAGAAUGGCUUUGCCUCAACUGUCAGACCCAAAGAGCCAUGUCAGGCCAGCUGGGAGACAUGCCGCCUCCAUCCAUGGCUUCCCCAAAGAAGCAACCACCUGCUCCUGCUCCUUCCUCCUCCCCUGCCCCUGCUGCUGUAGAUAGCAAACCUGUAGUAGAAGCAGCAGACCAACCCCCACCAGCCUCUGAGGCCAAGGUAAAACCAGUGGAGAUGUUGAAAGAGCCUGGAGUGAAAGAAGUGGCUGCCAAAGAGGGUAGUCCCACCAGCCCAUCAGACAUAGCAAAGCUGGAGAGCACCGUCCUUCCCAUUCUGGAGGCCCAAGCAGGCACAAAAGAAGAGGAGAAACAAACGGACACUCUAAAGAGCAGACGUAAAUUAGAGGUCCUUCCUCUCUCUCCUGAUUCACCAAGUUCAGAAGAGGACAGAGAACUUUUUGAGAAGAAUGCCAAAGGGACCACAAAGAAAAAGCUGCUUGUGCCCAUGGAUAUCAGGGCGGAUUCCCUGGAUGAUAGCAGUGAAAGCUUUGGAAAAGAAAGCCCAGUGUCAGGAGAUGAUGAGGACUUUAUCAGAAAACAGAUCAUAGAAAUGAGUGAAAAUGAGGAUGCUUCUCCAUCUGAUGAAGAAAAUCUAGUGCGGCGAAAAAUCAGAGAGGAAGAGAAGAAACAAACAGAACAGAAGAAAUCAGAGACUGUGGAAAAGAGUACAUCAGGUAAAGUCAGACGACUUACCAAGAAAACCACAAUAAGUCCAGAUGAUGAAGAUAAGGAACUCAGAAUGUCACUGGAUAAACCUGAUACAGACAAAGAGGAGGGACCAGAAGCAAAAGAAAAGGAGCCUCAGAGUGGUACUGCAGUUCGCAAAUUCCAAACUAUGGAACUGAAUGCAACCAGCAGCCCUAUCCGUAUACCUAAUGAUGAUGGCGAGCCUGAAAUGGAAAGCCUGACAGACUCUCCGGAUGAUCGAUCUAGAGGUGAGGGGUCAUCCAGUCUACAUGCAUCCAGCUUCACUCCUGGAACAUCCCCAACAUCCCUCUCAUCACUGGAUGAAGACAGUGACAGUAGUAGUCCGAGCCAUAUCCGUUCUGGUGAGGGCAAACAACACAGGAAAGCCAAACACAGGCAACCUGGUCAAACAUUGCCAACUAUCGAAGACUCUUCUGAGGAAGAAGAAUUAAGGGAAGAAGAGGAGCUGCUCAGGGAGCAAGAAAAACAGAAGGGCUCAGGAAAAAAAUCAAAGAAAGACAAAGAGGAGAUUCGAGCCCAGAGAAGGCGAGAGCGUCCAAAGACACCACCAAGCAACCUUUCUCCUAUUGAAGAUGCCUCACCAACUGAAGAGCUGAGGCAAGAAGCUGAAAUGGAAGAGAUCAGACGAUCGUCCUGCUCAGAUUUCUCCCCGAGUAUUGAAUCAGAUCCUGAAGGGUUUGAAGUCCAUGCUGCGAAGAUUGCAGCAGUCCAGAAAACAUACCAACUGCCUAUAUCAGUAUCUCUUCACUCCCCAACAGAUGAUCAAAAUACUGAUAAAUCACAGAAAAAACCUCUCAAAUCUGCCGAUGAAGCUUAUGAAGAAAUAAUACUGAGGGCUAAAUCACCAACACUUGACAAAAGUGAGAUUCAACCAAUAAAAGAGUCUCUUUAUGGAGGCAUGCUCAUUGAAGACUAUGCCUAUUCAUCUCUUAUUGACAAUUCAACAGCUGAUCUAGGGGAGCCAGAGAAGAUUGCUGUUCCUGCACAGCCCAAAAAGCUAAGAUCACCAGAUGAAGUUUAUGAAGACAUGAUAAAAAAGAGGAAGGAAUUCAUGCAGCUGGAGCAGGAAUACCAAAAUAUGCAGCCAAAGAAGGAAAGCAUUGCCCCAGAAAUUGUUCUACAACCUGCUGAGAAUAUCAUCUCGAAAAGCAAUACAGUAACGUUAGGCAAAGAUGGGAAGCCAUUGUUGGAUGCUGAAACUGCCUAUGAAGAGCUAAUGAAAAGAGUCCUGACUCCUGGAACAAGUCCAACCCAGCAGGGGCCAGAAGUGGAUGCCACUGCAUCUAGAAAGGCACUCCACCCCAUCCCAGACUUAAAAGUGACCCAGUGCUCUUCAGGAGAGUUGUCUUCUGAUGAUGAGAGUAUAAUUAAAAAGGAAGAGGAGAUAACAGCAACUGACACUAAGCCUGUGAAAGAGAUUUCUGAGCCUCCUCCAUCAUCCACAUCAGAUCAGCAACCUCACACCACAAUCACAGCACCCCAGGCUGAUGCUGUAGACUUGUCUGGUGCACUCACAAAAACAUCAGCCCCUGUGAUUACUAGCGUACCACCCUUGCCCACAGUCCCACAGUACACACCGAGUAUACCCAGUGUAGUGUCAACUGCCCCACCUGUGCCCCCUAAGCCAAAUGUCCUGCGUAGGGCUAACUCUCAGGAAAAAGCAGAAGAACCUGUUGCACCACCACUGCCUCCGCCCACCCCACCAAAACCUACUGUAUUUCCCAGGAAACCUCCAGUUCCACUUCCACCUCAGGCUUCAGCAGCUCCAAUAAGGCCAGAGACAACAACCCAAGGACCACCUAUAAGACAAGUAGUUACUCCAACAUACAAACCUCAUGUUCCGCCACCUGUUCCCCCAAAGCCAUCCAUUCCUGCUGGGAUUGGGGACUGCCACAGACCAGGAUAUGGUGUCAAACCACCAAUUGCACCAAAGCCUGGCUCACAGCCUUCUUCACCUGCCCAUGCUCCAUAUCCAACAAGGCCCACUGUACUUCCCACAAGUUCUAAUGAGAUCGUCCUGAAUCUGAGCCCAUCCUCUGAGAGCAAACCAUUUCAACCCUCACCAAAGUCUCCUUCUUCUCCAAGAUAUGCCAGCAAUCUUCGUGACACAUACGUGGUUAUCACACUGCCAUCUCAGCCUAGCUCUCCAGUAGACAGUGUCACAACUCAAGCUACGUCUAGCCCUGGCCCAGCAUCUCCUUCACGCCAACCACAGGAUGGGAGUUAUCACCAACCACCACCUCAACCUCAGUCAUAUUCACAGCAGCAUCAACAACCAACUCAUCCUCAGACAACCAGGGUUCCCCUGGCAUACACACGAGUCACAGAAUCCAUUGAAAAUCAAGAGAUUUGUGGCCCGGAAAAACAUGUAUCCAGUUCUUGUCAUAUAAUUGAGGCUGUAUCUGCCUCAGCUCAGGCACCUGUGGUUUUGCCAAACCUCAUCUCACAAGUGGUUACCACAGAAGUCCAAAGGACCACUGUCUCUGUUGUUCAUGAAAGGACUUCACCACCAGUACCAGCGCCUAGGGCAAAUGGAGUUCCAGUCUCGUUGGAGAAACCCAAACCCCAGUUGCAUGCACAGAAUGGUCAGACCUUCCAACCUUCUGAGGUGGUGGAUCUUAGGACUAUGAAAGUGGACCCCGAAUCAGACAUGAACGGUGUGGAUCUGUCUGCUGGCCCAGACUCAAGACGUCAGUCCUUUGCAAGUGAUGUCAGUCGUCAUAACAGUGCAGUGCAGUCACCUGUGGUCAACCUCAGUGCUGAAUCAUCUACUGUUUCUAUAGUGACGGAUAGCAUCACUAUUGUGACUUGUUCUGCCACAAUCCACCAACAUGACAAUGUGGACAGCAGUCAAGCAUCUUCAGUGCCCCUUCAGUUAACAAAAAAUAAGUCCUUUGAACCAGUUUCUCAAAUUAUAUAUCGGCCAAUUGACUCUCAGCCCUUCACUCAUGCUACCACAGAGAUUCCUAUUAACCUCUCAGUCGGAUCAAGCACAGGUGGAGGAACUUUCCAGGCUAUCCCUGUCACUAUUGCGCCCACUUCUAUUGCAAAUUGUGUCGCCAAUGGAUUACAUACUGGUACAACCUCAGUGGCAGGAGCUGUUGACCUCAGCACAACAAAACCUUUCAACACUGUGGUAUCAGUGGAUGCUACAUCUGCAGAAGUGGUCACAGCUGUAAUCACAGAUGAUGGCAAACCAGUGGAUCUAACUGCAGGAAAAAGAGCUGUAUGCUGUGAUGUUGUGUACAAGCUCCCAUUUGCAGGAAGUUGCACGACUCAACAACCUACCACACCUCUACCCGAAGAUCGUUUUGGAUAUCGUGAUGACCAUUAUCAGUAUGAUCGAUCAUCUUAUGGCAUGAGAGGGUUUGGAGGGAUUAAACCAUCAAUGUCAGACACUAAUUUAGCAGAAGCUGGCCUGUUCUUUUACAAGAGUAAGAACAGCUAUAAUUUCAGUGGCACGACAGAGGGUGCAGUAGAUCUUACCUCAGCAAAGAUUUCUGAUGCAGGUGAAGCUGUUGACUACUCCAAGAAAGGGGCUUACGCAGGAAUGACUAUUCCACCUUAUUCUCAAGCCAGAGUCACAAGUGCUGCUGGUACACUCUUUGGUACAAGUAGUGUUUUAAGGUCUUCGAAUGGAGUGGUCUAUUCUUCUGUUGCAGCACCAAUUCCAUCUACAUAUGCCAUUACUACCCAGCCUGGGUCCAUAUUUAGUACAACAUACAAUACUCUGUCAGGUAUGCACACCAGCGACACCAUGCCUUCCCUGUCCAACCUCCAAAACUUGCCACUUACACGGUCCCACAGUUUUCUCUCAACCAUCUCCACUAGUGAAACAGAAGAACAAGGAGAUGCCCCACUUAAUCUGGAGAUGUCUAGAGCAGGUACUACUGCUGUUAAUGCUGCCACUACUGCAACAACCUCUUUAUCCCUUGACUACACUGAUGCAUCCCUGGAGGCCAUAGCUGCUUCACUGGAGGCUCUGUCUUCACCCAUGGUUCCUGGGGAUGGCCAAUAUCAGGCAGAGCGUGAAAGGCUAGAAAUGGAGAAACUCAAGCAACAGCGCCUGGCUGAAGAAUUAGAAUGGGAGCGGCAGGAGAUUCAGCGAUUCCGUGAACAAGAACAGUUCCUGGUACAGAAGGAACUGGAAGAGCUGCAGGCCAUGAAGCAGCAGAUAUUGUCCCAGCAAGAGGAGGAAAGACAAGCUCACCUUAUGAUGCAGAAAGAAACGUAUACUCAGCAACAGCAGCAGCUUGAGCAAAUUCAGAGACUCCAAGAGCAACUUCGUUUGCAACUGGAGGAGCAAAAGCUUCGUCAGAUGUAUCCUAGUGGGGACAUGCCAGGGCAUGGUGUGCAGGAGGCACUUGUCUUAGGACCUGAUGGCACAGUACUAGCCAGAAAGAUUACAGAUAGUGGGUGCCAAACAGAUGAAGAAGAUGAAGCAGUCAGCAAAGCUUACACAGCAGGGAGAAAGAAGAGAAGUGCUAAAAAGAGUGUUGAUAGUUGUGUACAGACCGAUGAUGAGGAUCAAGAGGAAUGGGAGGCUCAGACCAGAAGUCGACAAGGCCGGCCACGUACUGCCAGGGGUGAUCGGGGUGGGCAGUCAGAGAUGUCUCUUCAAGCCCACACUGAGAUUUCUAUACAAACAGAUACAGAGGGGAACAUUAUAAUGGACACCAGGAUGGAGCUGUCAGACUCUGAAAGAACAUCGCCAAAGAAACGACCUACUCCCCUAGAAAUAGGUCAGUCUCCUAACCUCAAAGCUGAUUCUUCUACACUUCAAGCCCAUCCUAAAUCCCCCAAAGUACUCUAUUCUCCCAUAUCCCCCUGUAUAUCACCGAGUAAAUCCCUUGAGUUUGUGUCCUAUGAUAAAUCCCUAGGUGAUACAAGCCCACAAAAGCAAAGAGGAAGUACGGAUCCAUCAAAAGCCUCUCCAGCAAGUCCCAGAGGGUCAAAAUCCAUGCAAAGAUCCAUGUCUGACCCGAAGCCCAUGAGUCCAACAGGAGAAGAAAGAACAACGUCCGGCACGCAGUAUGGUGAUAGUGGGAAAGGCUCAGGUGGUACACCAACAGGCACUCAAAAGAAGGUGAAGAGGACUCUCCCAAAUCCACCAUCAGAGGAUGAGUCAACAACGACUGGCCAGACAGCAUACAGCACUGGUUCUGCUCGCCGAAGAAUGUGCCGUAACUCCAACAUGGCACGUGCAAAGAUCCUACAAGACAUUGAUCGUGAGCUAGAUCUGGUGGAGCGUGAGUCCUCCAAGCUCCGCAAAAGACAAGCAGAAUUAGAUGAAGAAGAGAAAGAGAUUGAUGCCAAGCUUAGGUACUUGGAGAUGGGCAUUAAUCGUAGAAAAGAUGCGCUACUAAAGGAGAGGGAGAAGAGAGAAAGGGCCUACCUACAGAGUGUUGCAGAGGACAGGGACUACAUGUCAGACAGUGAGGUCAGUAAUAUACGAGAGACAAGAGGUGGGCAUGGAGGUGGUGAAGAUGAGGAGAUUGAAGAUCAUGGUCUUGAACGUCCCAGGACAGCUCCUCAGUCAGAACUGGACGACUUUGUCCCACCUCAAACCAAGCAUGAAUAUGGCAAAUACUCUCAGUACCAAUACCCUCAAAGCCAAUACCAGCAGUCUCUCUACCAGAAUCCCCAGUCCUACCAGUCCCAUUCGAUCUACUCUUCUGUCCCAUCACUCACUAGCUCCCAGCAGCAAAGUUACCACCAGAUGCUCUUGUUGCAGCAGAAAGCUGCUAGACAAGCAGCCCUUCUCUCAGAGCUGGAGUCAACUAAAUAUGAUGUCAUUAGCCGUCAGCCUGAUCCCACAUCAUCACCUUACCUGGGUGUCAAAUAUGACAAAUAUGGCAACCACCUUGACCUCAGAGCCUUGGAGGUGGGAAGUAUGGCAAGUAGUCCAAUGUCAGCUGUCUCUGACUCCUACUACACAGAUGUAGAACACCACACACCUCGGAGUUACAUGCUGCUGGAAGAUGCUGCAGAACUAGCUAAAGGUUCCACGGGACUUUCUUCGUCUUAUAGUCUGGCUGAGAGGGAGCUGGCUAAAGCAGAGAAGUUGUUGCGUAGAAGUGCUGCAGAUCUAGGCUCUACAGACUAUCUGGGUUCCACCUCCAGACUCCAUACUUUUGGAAAGACCCCUGAUGAAGAGGAUACAAUGGAGGAACCAUAUGAACUGAAACUUCUGAAACAACAGCUCAAGCAGGAAUUUAGGAGAAGCACAGGUGGAACAGAAAACUUAGAACAACUGACAGGUCUCUCACAGCACUACUAUACUCCAAGCUCUGGUAUGUCAAGUUAUUCCCAAAGACACUAUCCAAAGUCAGAAAAGUACAGCAUCAGUCGACUUACUCUUGAGAAGCAGGCAGCUAAACAACUCCCGGCAUCAAUGUUGUACCAAAAACACAAGACCCCACUGAUAGAUCCUAAAAUCUCCUCCAAGUAUUCCUCUAUUACAGACAGCAGAGCUUUGGAGACAGACUAUACCAGCUAUCUUGGGUCUACUAGUGCAUCCCCAAGAUCAAGCAGGCUCAUGCAGGAUGAGAUUACCUUUGGUCUUCGUAAGAAUAUUGCAGAGCAACAAAAGUACCUUGGAUCCACCUUGGGUGCCAACUUGGCUGGGUCACUAAACUUGGGCCAGAGCUUGGGCUUGGACUCUGCUUAUCCUAGUGGUAGCCGCUCAAGACCCUCAUCCAGGCCCACAUCUUGCUAUGGUCUGGACUUGUCUAUCAAAAGGGACCCUUCCAGCUCUUCACUAAGACUUAAAGGAGAUGGAGAAGCAUCUGGAGAUGUACCAAGUUAUCAGACCCCGUCUGGUCGCACCAAACCCACUAGCCUUCCCAUUGUGCAAAGUGGGCGUGGCCGAAUUCCCAUAGUGGCCCAGAACUCAGAAGAAGAGAGUCCACUGAGCCCUGUUGGGCAGCCUAUGGGCAUGGCCCGUGCAUCAGCGGGACCUCUGCCCCCCAUCUCAGCUGAUUCAAGGGACCAGUUUGGUUCUUGCCUGUCUUUGCAAGACUCCCAGCAGCAGCAACAUAUCAGGGAAGAGCCAACCAGGGGUAGGGGUUAUGUGCUGCUGGAUGACCUUCAGGGCACCAUGUCAGAUAGUGAAGCCCUAAGUGAUUCCCUGAUGGCUUUGAACAGAGACGAUGCAACCAAUGCCUACCACCUUAGACGAGAAGAGACAGACUGGUUUGACAAACCAAGAGACGGACGGUCAGAGAACGGACAGGAGAAGAGACAGGGAAAAGGUCCAUACUACCCCUUCCCUCAUCUCAGGGUCAAACUGCAGAGGGAUCCCAAAGACCGCAGUGUCUCAGGAAAUGGUCUGGGUAUCCGAGUGGUUGGAGGGAAGGAGGUGCCUGGCAGUAAUGGAGACAUUGGAGCCUAUGUUGCCAAAGUCCUACCUGGUGGAGCUGCAGAACAAACAGGGAAGAUUCUCGAAGGAAUGCAAGUCCUGGAGUGGAAUGGUGUUCUUCUGACGGGGAAAACCUAUGAAGAGGUACAAGGGCUCGUCGGACAGCCGUGUAAUGAGGCUGAAGUGUGUGUCAGACUUGAUCUCAACAUGCUUGCUGAGUCUGAGAGUUCCCAUCACCUGGACUUCCAGGAGCACAGCAAAAGCGACAGGCCUCCCAGGUCUCCAGGUGUUGAUCCCAAGCAGCUGGCGGCUGAGCUCCAGAAAGUGUCACAGCAGCAGGCUCCCUCGUCCACCUCGUCCUCCGGCCUGCCCGCCACCACCUCAGCCACCUCCAGCCCCGGUCAGCCAGGAUCCCCCUCUGUCAGCAAGAAGCGCCACAGCAGCAAGACUUCAGAGGGAAUGAAGACCCAGUCCCACCCCAUCUCUGGAGAGAUACAGCUUCAAAUCCACUACGACAAGCAGCUCGGCAACUUGAUCGUUCAUGUCCUGCAGGCCAGAAACCUCGCCCCGCAGGACAACAACGGCUACUCAGAUCCAUUUGUUAAAGUGUAUCUCCUACCAGGGAGAGGUCAGGUCAUGGUUGUCCAGAACGCCAGUGCCGAAAACAAGAGGAAGUCCAAACACGCUGGCAAGAGUCUGAACCCUGAGUGGAACCAGACUGUCAUCUACAAGAAUAUCCACCUGGAGCAGCUGAGGAAGAAGACUCUGGAAGUGAGCGUGUGGGACUAUGACAAAUGCUCCUCUAAUGAUUUCCUAGGAGAGGUUCUUAUCGACCUGUCCAACACCGCCCAGCUGGACAACAUCCCUCGAUGGCUGCCGCUGAAGGAGCAGAGUGAGGGGGACCACCACAGACGCUCCCACUCAGGCCAGGGCCGACACGGUUCCUCUAAACCCUCCUCACUGCACUCCUCCCCCAAAACCACUGCCUCCUCACAUGAUAAUCAGGACUCCCCCAAGUCAUCUGUCAUCAAGAGCCGAAGCCACGGGAUCUUUCCAGAUCCGGCCAAGGAUACACAGGUGCCCACUAUCGAGAAAUCUCACAGUAGUCCUGGCACAUCGAAGCCUUCCCCGUCCGAGGGCCAGAGCCAAAGCCACAGCCACGGACACAGCCAACACUCUCGCUCGCACGGCACUUCACGCUCCAGCAAAAGCGCCGCACGGCAACACCAUCAGGACAACAGCAAUGGAAGCAGCGGAGGCGCUGCCAUAGCAACGGGCGAUGCUCAGCAUCAGUCACCGCAGCAGCCGCCACAACGCCUCCAACCAAGUAAACCAAGACGCAAAUAAAGCCCACGCAGCAUGGCCUCCUCGCACUCAUCUGUUCUACCUUCUCCUGAGUUCUUUCUUUUCUGUUCCUUUUGUUUCAUUUUCUAUUCUGAGUUUCCCUUCUCCUCUUACAAGCUCUGGUCCUUCCCCUGCUGUAUUCACAGUGUGUCAACCUUUCAUCGCUUCUCUUCUGUAUGUAUUCACAAGUGUCUAGAGCCAGCACCUCACCUGCACUGUAGCACACUGUCUUUGACUUUCCUAAGUUUGAACUCCUUUAGUGAACCCAAAGAGCCGUAAUGGUUGCUAACAGAAUGCAAGUUCCCAAGUUCCUUAAGCUACUUAAAUUUGUCUAACCAUUAAAUAUAUAAAAGAGGCUUUAAAUCACAUUUUCUAAAUCCACUUCAAUGUGGCAUUAAACAGAAAAAAAACAUUUUUACCUCAAUUGAUGUUCGUUUUGAUGU
Messenger RNA from Acanthochromis polyacanthus (spiny chromis), 12574 nucleotides. It is a transcript of the gene pcloa, whose product is annotated as piccolo presynaptic cytomatrix protein a. The record is from RefSeq and is a predicted model, not a curated record. Gene Ontology annotation, biological process: presynaptic active zone assembly; protein localization to synapse. The transcript is spliced from 21 exons. The coding region runs from base 327 to 12134 and encodes 3935 amino acids. Lineage: Eukaryota; Metazoa; Chordata; Actinopteri; Pomacentridae. Gene Ontology annotation, cellular component: glutamatergic synapse; membrane; GABA-ergic synapse. Gene Ontology annotation, molecular function: protein binding; structural constituent of presynaptic active zone; metal ion binding.